CAGCCGCGGAGCCCCGCGCGCGAGCGCGAGCAGGAGCCGGAGCGAGGAGCGGAGCACGGAGCGAGGGCGCGAGGGAGGCCGAGCGGAGGGCGCGAGGCGCCGCGGCGCGAGGGGCGCGCGGCCACGAGGAAGUGUAGUUUCUUACAGGGCUGAAUUGAAACAACUUCAGCUGUUUGCUUUUAGGAUGUCUCGCCGCAAGCAAGCGAAACCGAGAUCCCUCAAAGACCCCAACUGUAAACUUGAAGACAAGACUGAAGAUGGAGAGGCCCUAGACUGUAAGAAGCGGCCGGAAGACGGAGAGGAGCUGGAGGACGAGGCUGUGCACAGCUGUGACAGCUGUCUCCAGGUGUUCGAGUCACUGAGCGAUAUCACCGAACACAAGAUUAAUCAAUGUCAGUUGACAGAUGGGGUGGAUGUUGAAGAUGAUCCCAGCUGCUCUUGGCCGGCUUCCUCACCUUCCAGCAAGGACCAGACUUCCCCUAGCCAUGGAGAAGGUUGCGAUUUUGGAGAGGAAGAAGGUGGCCCUGGACUCCCAUACCCAUGCCAGUUCUGUGACAAAUCCUUUAGCCGCCUCAGCUACCUAAAGCACCAUGAGCAGAGUCACAGCGACAAACUGCCUUUCAAAUGCACCUACUGCAGUAGGCUGUUCAAACACAAGCGGAGCCGAGACCGCCACAUCAAACUGCACACGGGGGACAAGAAGUACCACUGCAGCGAAUGCGAUGCUGCGUUCUCCCGAAGUGAUCACUUGAAGAUCCACUUAAAGACUCACACGUCCAACAAGCCAUAUAAAUGUGCCAUUUGUCGCCGUGGGUUCCUGUCCUCUAGCUCCUUACAUGGACACAUGCAGGUUCACGAGAGAAACAAGGACGGCUCCCAGUCUGGCUCCAGGAUGGAGGACUGGAAGAUAAAGGACACUCAGAAGUGCAGUCAGUGCGAGGAAGGCUUUGACUUCCCGGAAGACCUCCAGAAGCACAUCGCGGAGUGCCACCCCGAGUGCUCCCCGAACGAGGACCGAGCGGCCCUGCAGUGUAUCUACUGCCAUGAGCUCUUCGUGGAGGAGACGUCCCUUAUGAACCACAUGGAGCAGGUGCAUGGCGGGGAGAAGAAGAACUCUUGUAGCAUCUGCUCGGAGAGCUUCCACACCGUCGAGGAACUGUACAGCCACAUGGAUAGCCACCAGCAAGCCGAGUCGUGCAACCACAGCAACAGCCCCUCUCUGGUCACAGUGGGCUACACUUCUGUGUCCAGCACGACUCCAGAUUCCAACCUCUCUGUGGACAGCUCGACCAUGGUGGAAGCUGCCCCGCCCAUCCCAAAGAGUCGGGGGAGGAAGCGGGCUGCUCAGCAAACCCCUGACAUGACCGUCCCCUCGAGUAAACAGGCAAAAGUGACCUACAGCUGUAUUUACUGCAAUAAGCAGUUGUUUUCGAGUCUGGCAGUUCUGCAGAUUCACCUGAAAACUAUGCAUUUAGACAAGCCAGAACAGGCCCACAUUUGUCAGUAUUGCUUGGAGGUGUUGCCCUCACUCUAUAACCUAAAUGAACAUCUGAAGCAAGUGCAUGAAGCUCAGGACCCAGGUCUGAUUGUUUCUGCCAUGCCUGCCAUAGUCUACCAGUGCAACUUCUGCUCCGAAGUUGUCAACGACCUCAACACCCUUCAGGAACACAUCCGAUGCUCUCAUGGAUUUGCGAACCCUGCUGCAAAGGAUAGCAAUGCGUUCUUCUGUCCCCACUGCUACAUGGGGUUUCUCACUGACUCUUCCCUGGAAGAGCACAUAAGACAGGUCCAUUGUGACCUCAGUGGCUCCCGAUUUGGGUCUCCGGUUCUCGGGACUCCGAAGGAACCUGUAGUAGAAGUCUAUUCUUGUUCUUACUGUACGAAUUCGCCAAUAUUCAACAGCGUUCUUAAGCUGAACAAGCAUAUCAAAGAGAAUCAUAAAAACAUUCCCUUGGCCCUGAAUUAUAUUCACAAUGGGAAGAAAUCCAGGGCCUUGAGCCCCUUAUCUCCUGUGGCCAUAGAGCAGACAUCUCUUAAGAUGAUGCAGGCGGUGGGCGGCGCGCCUGCGCGUCCGGCUGGAGAAUAUAUCUGUAAUCAGUGCGGUGCUAAGUACACAUCCCUGGACAGCUUUCAGACACACCUAAAAACUCAUCUCGACACUGUGCUCCCCAAACUGACCUGCCCUCAGUGCAACAAGGAGUUCCCCAACCAAGAAUCCUUGCUGAAGCACGUUACCAUUCAUUUCAUGAUCACCUCCACCUACUACAUCUGCGAGAGCUGUGACAAGCAGUUCACGUCAGUGGACGACCUUCAGAAGCACCUGCUGGACAUGCAUACCUUCGUCUUCUUCCGGUGCACGCUCUGCCAAGAGGUUUUCGACUCAAAAGUCUCCAUUCAGCUCCACCUGGCUGUGAAACACAGUAACGAGAAGAAAGUCUACAGGUGCACGUCCUGCAACUGGGACUUCCGCAACGAGACUGACCUCCAGCUCCACGUGAAACACAACCACCUGGAAAACCAAGGCAAGGUGCACAAGUGCAUUUUCUGCGGCGAGUCUUUCGGCACCGAGGUGGAGCUGCAGUGCCACAUCACCACGCACAGCAAGAAGUACAACUGCAAGUUCUGCAGCAAAGCCUUCCAUGCCAUCAUUCUGCUGGAGAAGCACUUGCGGGAGAAGCACUGUGUGUUUGAGACCAAGGCUCCCAACUGUGGAACGAACGGGGCUUCUGAGCAAGUGCAGAAGGAGGAGGUGGAGCUGCAGACCUUGCUGACCAACAGCCAGGAGUCCCACAACAGCCAUGACGGCAGCGAAGAAGACGUGGACACCUCGGAGCCCAUGUACGGGUGCGACAUCUGUGGGGCGGCCUACACCAUGGAGACCCUGCUGCAGAACCACCAGCUGCGAGACCACAACAUCAGACCCGGGGAGAGCGCCAUCGUGAAGAAGAAAGCCGAGCUCAUUAAAGGGAAUUACAAGUGUAACGUGUGCUCUCGAACCUUCUUCUCCGAAAACGGCCUCCGCGAGCAUAUGCAGACCCACCUAGGCCCGGUCAAACACUACAUGUGCCCUAUUUGUGGAGAGCGGUUCCCCUCCCUUUUGACUCUUACCGAACACAAAGUCACACACAGUAAGAGUCUUGAUACUGGAAACUGCCGGAUUUGCAAGAUGCCUCUCCAGAGCGAAGAGGAGUUUUUAGAGCAUUGCCAAAUGCACCCUGACUUGCGGAAUUCCCUGACGGGGUUCCGCUGCGUGGUCUGCAUGCAGACCGUGACCUCCACCUUAGAACUCAAAAUCCACGGGACAUUCCACAUGCAAAAGACAGGGAAUGGGUCCGCCGUCCAGACCACGGGGCGUGGCCAGCAUGUCCAAAAACUGUACAAGUGUGCGUCUUGCCUCAAAGAGUUCCGUUCCAAGCAAGAUCUGGUGAAACUUGACAUCAACGGCCUGCCAUAUGGUCUGUGCGCCGGCUGUGUGAAUCUCAGUAAGAGCGGCAGCCCAGGCAUCAACAUCCCUCCCGGCACGAAUAGGCCGGGCUUGGGCCAGAAUGAGAAUCUCAGUGCCAUUGAGGGUAAAGGCAAGGCGGGGGGACUGAAGACUCGCUGUUCUAGCUGCAACGUUAAGUUUGAGUCUGAAAGCGAACUCCAGAACCACAUCCAAACGGUCCACCGAGAGCUCGUGCCAGAUAGCAACAGCACACAGUUGAAAACUCCACAAGUAUCGCCAAUGCCCAGAAUCAGUCCCUCCCAGUCGGAUGAGGAUAUUGUCUUCUCUAUGACUGAAGAGAUCAGCGCUCAUGCCAGCACCACUGAGAUCUGGAAUCUCAGCAUAGCCUCACCGCGAGUUGAAAUCCCCAGCUAUGACUUGUGUGUAUGGCAGAGAGAUAAUGACAUAAAAGUAAGAUGCUAUGGGCCAACAUGCUGGCUUAGAGUAAAUUAAAAAGAAUAUAUAUAUAUUUGUGGAUAACAAAUUGGGUAGGGGUGGCUUUAUAAUACCAUGUUGUCAACACUCACUGUUUCUCUUUGUCUUCUGGGUGGGGAGCAAAAUAUUUUCGCACAACAGGAUUUUUUAAAAACCCCUACAUUUAUCAAGCGCCACAUGCCCAAUGUUCCUUUUCAAGGCAUCCCCUUAAAGAUCCCCGAGUCUUCACUCUCUGGGUUUGGGUUUCAAAAUUAAAGUGGAUUUUUUUUUCUUAGUUUGAGUGGUUUCAUGCCUUCUUUGCCAUAAUGAGUAUGAAAAAUAAGUUCAUUUACAACGAAAUAGUUUUAUAAGUCACCAGUCCUUGAAGCUGAGCAGAGGAUGGCUCAUUUUAUUAUAAUUUCUUUAUGCUUUAUCACCUGGUUUCUAAGAGUUCUUUCCACUUCCCUACCUGCCCCUAUCUGGAGAUCCAUCCAAAUGAAAACCCCAGGGAGAUCCAUCUCCCUUCAGUUUGGGGUCACUGCAUUUUUCUUAUCUUGUCUCUGCACUCACACCCUCUUGGAGGCCCCCCUGCACGUCCCCGCAGAUAGCCAUCAGUCAGCUGGUAGGGGAGAGCCGGGAAGACUGACACAGAGCCCAUCCUCCCGAAAUGUGGCAUCUGCGUGACAGGCAAGCUCCCAAACUUUGAAGCUGCUUUCCUUUCUCUCCUUCCAAGUAAAUCUGCACCUUUCUCUCAUUUAAAUAAAUGAAGUCCUUUCAAACUGAUGAGGACAGCUGGAAGAGCAUAGUUUUGAUAAUGGCUCCUGGCUCAUGUGUUGGGUCAGGUAGUUUCUUUUGGUAGUUCUAAUCAGAUGAAAUGAAUUAUUUUUUCCAAGUGUUUAUUUCAAACGUGUUUAAACCUACAGAAAAACUAAAGGAAUAACACAGUGUAUGUUGUGUGUUUGUGUAUCCAUAUCACAGAUUUACCGGAUAUGAAUAUUUUGUCACAUUUUUUUUCUCUCUCUCUGCAAUCUGUUUAUUAACCUGAACCACAUAAAAGUAAGUGUCAGACGUCAAGAUUUUCCUAAGCAGAAGGACAUUUUCCCAUUUAACCAUAUUAUUAGUUAAGGCAAUUAACUAAAUCAGUUAAAGAAAUCAAGUAGAUCUAUAAGUCAUCUAUAAGUUGUCCAUAUUCAAAUUUACCCAAUUGUCCCCAAAAUGUCUUGUUUUUAAAAUGCUUAUGAAUGAGAAUUUUAGAAAAAACAUUUAUGGAGAAAAUUACUUCUCUCCCCCCCUUUUUACUUUUGCUGUGCUUAACAUAUAGAGGGGAGUUUGUAUAUUCACGUUUAAUUUAAAUGGUGCAUAAAAUUGAUUUGAAAUGAUUGCAUUCGUGUGUGUGUGUGUGUGUGUGUGUGUGUGUGUGUGUGUGAUUGUGGUGGUGUGUUCAUUUAAAAUCAAGCAAAAUCGGGCUCUUGUUUCUUAGUAGAUUGUGGAAAGGCAUGUGCCUGUUUCUUCUCUGUUCCUGGCUUAUGUUUUCUGAUGUUCCUAAAUUGCUAUAUAUUAUUAUACCACUUGAGGUGAGAUUUAUUUUUUAAAUGAAGGAGGACAUAUGAAUAGUCUUUAUGUGUUAAUUUGGUUAGAGUUAUUUGCUUAGAGAACUUAUCAUUAACGGGUGGUCAAGUUUUUAAUUAUACCUAAAAUCUUCAUGAUGAAGUUUAACUAUAUCCUGCACUUAAAUAGAAUAAUGUAUAAGAUAUUUUUAAAAGCAGUACUUAAUUGUAAUUCUUU
Messenger RNA from Ailuropoda melanoleuca (giant panda), 5683 nucleotides. RefSeq names its product zinc finger protein 521 (gene ZNF521). Gene Ontology annotation, biological process: regulation of transcription by RNA polymerase II. NCBI's taxonomy places the organism in Eukaryota, Metazoa, Chordata, Mammalia, Carnivora, Ursidae. Gene Ontology annotation, cellular component: nucleus. Gene Ontology annotation, molecular function: DNA-binding transcription activator activity, RNA polymerase II-specific; RNA polymerase II cis-regulatory region sequence-specific DNA binding. The transcript has 4 exons. Bases 185 to 3937 code for a protein of 1250 amino acids. The record is from RefSeq and is a predicted model, not a curated record.